Molecule: messenger RNA, 1173 nt
Organism: Monoraphidium neglectum
Lineage: Eukaryota; Viridiplantae; Chlorophyta; Chlorophyceae; Sphaeropleales; Selenastraceae
Exons: 6
Coding region: 1-1173 (390 amino acids)
Biological process (GO): transmembrane transport
Cellular component (GO): membrane
Molecular function (GO): transmembrane transporter activity
Source: RefSeq, a predicted model, not a curated record
AUGGCGACUACAGCCGCUUACAAUGGGGCCGACGCACCAGACGAAGCGGCGUCAGAGCCGUCCAGCGCAGAGGCGGUGCCGCUGCCAAAGCCGCGGUGGUUCACGCCGCUGCGCCUGCUGCUGAUCUUUUGCUUCGCAAAUGUGAUGGUGUACCUCGACAGGGGCGUCAUCGCCAGCAACGGCGUGAACGGGUCCCCGCGCACCGCAGAGGACCCCAAAGGCAGCGGCAUCCAGGGCGACUUCAAUCUGAGCAACGCAGAGGACGGCCUGCUGGCAACCGGCUUCCUGAUCGGCCUCCUCAUAGCAUCCCCGAUAUUUUCGGAGGCCUGCAAGCACUGCAGCGCGUUCCGGCUGAUCGGCAUCGGCAUGGGCACCUGGGUCCUCGCCGUGGCGGGCUGCGGGCUGUCCUUCAACUUCGGGUCCCUGUUUGCGUGCCGCAUGUUUGUCGGUGUCGGGGAGGCGUCGUUCGUGGCGCUGGCGUCGCCGUUCAUUGACGACUACGCGCCCCCCGAGAAGAAGGCCAAGUGGUUCGCCUUCUUCUACAUGUGCAUCCCGGCCGGCUACGCCCUUGGAUACGUCUACGGCGGCCUCGUCGCCGCGGCGCUGGGCUGGCGCGCCGCCUUCUACAUCGCGGCCGGCGUGAUGGUGCCGUUUGUGGCGCUCAUGUUCCUCUCGACGCCGCUGCACCUGCACGGCUCGCACGACGCCGGGCCGGACCCCCACCGCCCCAAGGGCGUGAAGGACGUGACUAAGGAGUUCUUCGUCGACACCGCGCGCAUCUUCAAGCACCCGGUGUGGGUGCUGAUGGUGGCCGGUUACACCUGCUACGCCGCCGUCAUCGGCGUCUUCGCGUUCUGGGGCCCCAAAGCCGGCAAGGAGAUCUACGAUCUCAAGGGCACCUCGGCAGAUCUCAUCUUUGGCGGCGUCACCGUGGUCACCGGCGUCAUCGGCGGGCUGGGCGGCGGCGCGCUCCUGGACUGGAUGGGGUCGACGCUGCGCAACGCCAACCUGAUCUGCGUGCUGGCCAACUGGGGCGGCCUGGCGAUGUGCCUGCUGGCCUUCCUGGCGACGCGCAGCUUCUACCUGUUCAUCGCGCUGUUUGCGGUGGGAGAGCUCCUGCUCUUCUGCAUCCAGGCGCGUCCGGCGCCAGCGAUGCUGUUGUGUAUGUUGUAG